Molecule: messenger RNA, 3255 nt
Organism: Peronospora belbahrii
Lineage: Eukaryota; Oomycota; Peronosporomycetes; Peronosporales; Peronosporaceae
Source: the annotation of a GenBank genome assembly
AUGGUGAAACUCAUUUUACAUCUCGCCAUGAAACUAAUUUGUGUAAAUCAAAAUGAACAAGUUCAUGUAACUACUAGUACACCUCGUUGUGUCGCUGACUGGACCCAUACACAGGAGCAAAUGCUUUACGCAAUCUAUCUCCUGGUGAUUCUAUUGAUUCUUUCAGUGAUCUGGACAGUCGCUUCGCGCCGCCAGCGCAAGUCACUGCGUAAGGGCGAGCUCGGUUUCUCGCUUAAAUGCCGCCGGUGGGCACGCACGUCGCGUGUAGCUGCUAUUAUUAAUCGACCCGUUCAGUUGCUCGUGUCAUGUGCCAUCCUGGGUCUCACCAUGUCCAGGCUCGACUCGUACGGUGUCACUGAGUGGUCUUACUACACAGUGUUAGGGCUUUACGCGAUCGCCUUUGUGGACGACGUGGUGCGCUUCCUUGCGUCUCGGUACAAAAUUCUCUUUUGUUUCUCACCCGUCACGCUUCUGGAACUACUCUGUCAAGCGUCGAAUUUUGGCGUGGGCUUUGGCUCUGUCAAGAUCAUUCGAGGCGUGCAGACACGUGCGUACUUGGACUUUUCGGUCAUGCGCUCAGUCUUCAUUUUGAGGAGCUACUUGGAGAUGGAAAAACACGUGCCUAGAUCGACAAAAGGCUGGAUGAUGGUUCGACUUGGCAUCAAGAUAUUGCUGAUGAUCAUGGUCGGUGCGUCGAUUAUGUUCUUCUUGGAGACCCUUGGAGAACUGCCACUUUUCACGGACAAUGGGUUUGCCCAUUUGUAUAGCUGUAGUGAUGGGUCAGUCACUAGACGCAAGUCUUUGGAGUGCUCAGAUUCUACGUGGUCCGUCAUGUUUGCAUUUUAUUUUACUGUUGUGACACUUGGUACGGUCGGCUAUGGUGACAACGCACCUCAAACAGUUCCCAGCCGUCUUUUGGCCAUCAUGUUUAUCGUCAUCGGUAUCAUUUUGUUUUCAAUGGAGAUCGAAAAUCUCAUCAGCUUGUACAAGCUGCGUCAAAUUGGCAACCCUCCGUAUGCCCCCAAGCCUGACUCCAAGCAUGUGCUCAUAAUCGGCAACCCAUCAUUUGCCCAACUCUCUGCCAUUCUCCGCGAGCUAUUCCAUGCUGAUCACUUAAGUGGUGCUGACACGCAACAGCUCCAAGCUGUUGUGCUUGGAAAUCAGAAUGCUAAAUUCACGAAUUUACUUAUCGCAAAGCUAAAAGCUGACCCCAUUUUCGUAUCACGCGUAACAUAUGUUGCUGGCGAUGCUACUCGUUCUGAAGAUCUAGAGCGGUCCCUUGCUCGUGAUGCCAAAGCGGUGUUUGUGUUUCCAGACAAGCUGACUGGCAACGCCAUGACGGAAGAUGCAAUGAAUAUAAUGCGUGUGCUCGCAACUAAGCGCUACGUUGGAAUGUCUGUGCGCAUUUUAGUGAUGGUGCUCCGUGCUGAGAGUGCUCGACACAUGGUAGCUGCUGGUGUACACCCGGACGAUAUCAUUUGCGAGAAUGUUAUUAAAAUGGGCUCGUUAGCUCAAAACACUGUCUCGAACGGUAUUUCGACAAUGCUGUCGAACUUGGCUGCAAGCCUCUCUGUUGUCACGAGUGAAGACACAAAUGAGACUUCACCUUCUCUGACAACUGGUGUCGUCGAAAAUGAAUUGAUCGAGCGCAGUUGGAUCAAAGAGUACUACGCCGGUGCAGCAAAGGAGAUGUACCUUAUCCAUUUGUCCAAGAGGUACGCUGGACUAACCUUUUCCCAAGCGGCAUUACGAAUUUUUCAAGAAACGUCGGGCACUGUACUGCUUAUCGGCGUGGAAGUUAUGUUAUCGGAUGAAGAGGAUUCUUUUUGCAACGGCUACGAAUCCCGCGUGUUGUUGAAUCCUGGCGGCAGUUUGCUUUUGUCCGAGUGGACUAAGUGUUAUUGUAUUGCUGACGACCUUGAUCACGUCGUUAGCUUCAAAAUUUGCUCCGAGGAGGUCGGUUUGGAAGAGACACGGCAGUCGCGCAACAUUUCAACGUUCAUGAACCCAAUUGGAGACGCGUCUCAGCCCAUACUUUCUUCUGUUAGUGAAGACGAAUUUUCAUGUGAUGAGCUAAGAAGUCUCACUGCGUACACAGCGUACAAAACCCCAAAUUACAAGCCUAUGAAGCACCACAAGCCACAGAUCUUAUCGUCGCGUACUGGAUUGCUUGUACUGGACCGCUCGCUCGAGACUAUUGCGCUGCGAUUCAAGAAUUCCAGCCAAACGAUAACGAGCGUGCACCAUCACUCGCAGUCCUCUUACACCCUAAACACAUCACGCCCAUACGCCAGCAGUCAUCCCCCGAUCACAAUAUUGGAUACUGCGGAGCCAUCAGAUAUUUUGAUGCAAACUUUGUCCGCCUUCAAAAAUGUGUAUUACGUGCGUGGAAGUCCUCUCGUGUAUUCAGACUUGCAACGUGCUGGUGCAAAGGCAGCAGCUGCAGUUGUGGUGCUUGGAAAACGGGCAAAAAAGAGCAGUACAUCCGAAUUCGCCAUCGACUCUGAGCUGGAAUCCAGCAUUGCCGAUACGGAGGCAAUAUUUGCGACGAUGUUGGUGGAACUAAAAAUGGAUUAUUCAAAGAUUUUUACUGUAACCGAGCUUGUCGACGAAGCCAACUCAAAGUUUAUCGGCAUGUCAUAUCAGCUCGAUAAGCUAAAACCUGCGAUGUCAACCAUUGACAGCCCAAGUAGAAGUAUUGCAGCGGAUGCUUCGGGUAUGAAAAUAUUGAAGUUGUGGAACAACAUUCUACAGCAUGACGCUUCGGUGCAAAAGUCUGAAAACACGAUCUUUGGUCUCCCUUUAUACAUGUCGGGUCGCAUACUACACCCAGAGCUAUGCGAAAACAUGGUUGUACAGACGUACUUUAAUCCAUCAAUCCACAAGAUUGUUCGUCAAUUAGUAGGAGGCCCUCGUUGUACAGGCCUGGUUCAUAGUUUCUCAGUUCCUCGUCUGCUUCGAAAGGAAUGCACCUACUCAGAUGUCUUUCAAUGGUUUGCUGCAUCAUCGUACUCUGGUAUUUGUAUGGCUAUUUAUCGUAUGUCGACUCAAACAACUAGAUCGUCGAGCCAUGUUAAACUGCCCAUUGUUAUUACGACCCCAAAAGCCGAUCUCAAGAUCCUCAACAGCGAUCGGCUCUUUGUAUUGAUCGGAGUGCACACGCUCGAGCGUGCAGCGACGAAGAUCCAACAGCGAUACCAAAGGUACAAAAGGAUUUGGAUCUCGUGUAGGUCAGGCACGCCAACAACGGUUUAA